Molecule: messenger RNA, 1750 nt
Organism: Silurus meridionalis
Lineage: Eukaryota; Metazoa; Chordata; Actinopteri; Siluriformes; Siluridae
Gene: cyb561d2
Product: transmembrane reductase CYB561D2
Exons: 4
Coding region: 213-914 (233 amino acids)
Cellular component (GO): endoplasmic reticulum
Molecular function (GO): transmembrane monodehydroascorbate reductase activity
Source: RefSeq, a predicted model, not a curated record
AGUGAGACGUAACGGACUUUGUACACUAUCUAGUGUAGUUUGUUACGGGAGUGGAUUGUGACACAGCCAGCGGUUUGCCCCCGUGUGUGAGCGAUAGAGAGAAAGAGAGAGAGAAGGAGAGAAAGAGAGAGAGAGUCUGGAGUGGAUGGAGGUCUGUGUUAGUAAAUAAACAGUAGAAACACACUAAGGGAAUAAUCCCCAGUCCCGCCGUCAUGUUGCACCCGGAGUCGGAGCCGAGGCUGUACCGGCUCUCCCGCGUGCUCUGCGGUGUUUGUACUCAUCUGCUCUGCUCCGCUUUCACCGUGUUUGUGGCGGUACUCGCGGUACCAGGCUCCAGGUUGAUGUGUACCUGGCCAAACACUCACCUUAUUACAGGUUUGUUUUCCUGGCACCCAUUUCUGAUGACCCUGGCGUUCUCGUUCUUCAUGACCGAGGCGAUCCUGCUCUUCUCGCCGCACUCGUCGCCGGUGGCUAAAUUAAAGCACCAGGUGAAAUCGCGCCUGCACUGGGUCCUGCAGAGCUGCUGCGUGUCCUGCGCCGUGCUCGGACUCGGAGCCAUCUUCUACAACAAGCACGUGAACGCUAAGCCGCAUUUCUCCACGUGGCACGGGCUGGUGGGCGUGGUCACUGUGUGCGCGGUGGUGCUGCAGUCGGUGGCGGCGCUGCCUCUCAUCUACCACAGACUGGCCAAAGGUUGGUCUCUGGCCAAGCUGAAGCGCUACCAUGCCGCCGCAGGACUCGUCACGUACCUGCUGGGCAGCAGCAGCCUGCUGCUGGGCUCCUGCUCCGUCUGGUUCACGUCCAGCGUCGGGGGACACGCAUGGUACCUCGCGCUCUGCCCCGCCAUCUCCGCCUUCACCAUCAUGAGCCAAGUGACCAACGCCUACAUGGCCAAGAAACGCCUGCAGUCCUGAAUUUGCCAUUAAUCAGAAUCAUCAGUAACUCCAACUCAUUCACGCAUGGACACCGGAACUGUGUAUCUCGACUGGAACUCUGGAAGAACCACCGUUUUAUGGUGUGUUUGGGUCAGAAAGGCAGAGGAAGAGAAUCAGCACGUUCCUGAACAUUGUGCUGAACCUGCAGUGGAUUUAAAUCAUGGACAAGCUGAAGCCAUAUUCAGAGCAGGAAUUCGUUGUAGAUCAGAUGGGAACAAACACAAAGCAGAUACAGGAGGAGAAACAGGAGUGGGCGGGGCUUACCUCACACACCCAAGUGCGUUUCCUUCCCUUCUGGCCGAGCUAAAUGAAUAUAAGAAACAUAAAACUUGAACCAAAACUACGGUGGCUGAGAAGUGCAAAACGCUGUUCCAGCUGUUUCUAGUCCACUCAGUAGGUUAGAAUUCUCCAAAAUAGACCCAUGAGUGAUUUAAGAUGGGUCUCGCUGAACCACCACCGACCUUUGGCUGACCUUCAGGGAACACCACAGAUCUCAGGGCCUUUUCUUGGCAAAGAAACAAAGGGAUUAAAAAGAAUUCACUAUAAAGAUGUAACGUGUGAUGAUUAGACUCAACACCAUUCCUCUGUACAGUGUUUCUCUCUUGUGAUGAGCGGGGGGGGGGGAUAGGGGGUUUAGGGGGUGAAAUAAAAAAUAAACUUUUCAUCUACAACAAGAAAUGCUGAAUUUAUUUUCUGUUAAAACAACAUGAAAUAAAUACAAUGUCAUUUUAAUCUCUUCCUCUGUGUGUGAGCUGAUGAGUGUCUGUUCGUACUGCGUGUGUGUGUGUGUGUGUGUGUGAGAGAGAGAGAGAGAG